CCGCGGGGCGGCGGGCAGAGGCGCGGCGGGCGCGCGGGAACCAUGACAGAAGAUGACCGAGGCGGCGCUGGUGGAGGGCCACGUCAAGCUGCGGGACGGCAAGAAGUGGAAGAGUAGGUGGCUGGUGCUGCGCAAGCCGUCGCCGGUGGCAGACUGCCUACUGAUGCUGGCCUACAAGGACAGGUCAGAGCGAGCCCGAGGGAUGCGGGAGCGCAGCAGCCUCGCGCUGGAGGACAUCUGCGGCCUAGAGCCCGGCCUGCCCUACGAGGGCCUGGCCCACACGCUGGCCAUCGUCUGCCUGUCGCAGGCCGUCAUGCUGGGCUUCGACAGCCGGGAGGCCAUGUGCGCCUGGGACGCCCGGAUCCGCCACGCGCUGGGUGAGGUGCACAGGUUCCACGUGACCGUGGCUCCAGGCACCAAGCUGGAGAGCGGACCCGCCACCCUGCACCUCUGCAAUGACAUCCUCGUCGUGGCCAGGGACGUCCCUCCGGCCGUCACGGGGCAGUGGAAGCUGUCGGACCUCCGGCGCUAUGGGGCCGUGCCCAGCGGGUUCAUCUUUGAAGGAGGGACCAGGGGCUGGGGUCUUCUUCCUGUCCUCGGCCGAGGGAGAGCAGAUCAGUUUCCUGUUCGACUGCAUUGUCCGCGGCAUCUCCCCGACCAAGGGCCCCUUUGGGCUGCGGCCUGUUCUCCCAGACCUGAGCGCCGGGGGCCCGGCCGUGGAGGAGCGCGUGGCCCAGGAGGCCCUGGAAGCCCUGCGGCUGGAGAAGCGGCUCAGCCUUCUCUCCCACUCCGGCUGGCCGGGCAGCGCAGGGGACGACCGCAGCCUGUCCAGCUCGUCGUCAGAGGCCAGCCACUCAGACGUCAGCGCCAGCAGCCGGCUCGUGCCGUGGCCAGAGCCGUCCCCGUCCUCGGCGGGUGCGUCGCCGGAGGGUCUCGGGCUGGCGGCCGCCCAGGCCCCCGGGGAGGCCACAGCAGGUGCCUCAAGGCCACCCCCCAGGCCGCUGCGGCCACGGCAGCUACAGGAGGUCGGCCGCCAGAGCUCCUCGGACAGCGGCAUCGCCACGGGCAGCCACUCCUCCUACUCGGGCAGCUUCUCGUCCUUCGCAGGCAGCAGCCUGGACGUGUGGCGCGGGGCCGAGGAGCUGGGCUCUCUGCUCAGUCUGCCGGGAGGCGUGGUGCCCGAGCCCGGCCUGUGCGCCUGCGCCCCCGGGGCGGCCGAGUACCAGGUGCCCACCGCGCCGCGGCCCCACUACGACACGCCCCGCAGCCUGCGCCAGGCGGCCCGGGACCAGCCCCCUGCCACACAGGGCAGCGCCAGCGACGGAGCUGCCGGGGACUCGGGCGGCCGGCUGGCGGCGGGGUGUCCCUCCGGCUGGCUGGGCGAGCGACGGCGGGGACAGGCGACAGAGGCCCCGUCGGGGCCGGGCGAGCCCUGGGAAGCGGGCGCCCCCCACGCGGGGCCCCCUCCGGCUCUCUUUUCCGCGUGUCCCGUCUGCGGAGGACUGAAGGUAAAUGCGCCUCCCUGAGGGCGGCGGCUGCGGGGUGGGCGGUGCCCUCGUGGGGCUGCCCUCGUGCCGUGGGGCGGCCUGGGGGCCUGGGGGUCCAGCCUGCAGGGAGGGCCGCGGACGCAGCUGGAAGUGCGUUCUGGAAGGUGGGAGGCUGGUGGGGGGCCGGGUCCGGGGCAGAGCCCAAGGACCAGGUGCCCAAAUCAAACAGGAGCCUGAGACUAACCUCCCUGCGCGUUGCGUUGUGUCCAAGGGGCUUCACCUGCUUGCGCGCACAGGUGGUCUGUCCUUUGGGGGGUUUGCUGAGGCCCAGGAGGCCCCGGGGACUGUUGGGGGUCUGGCUCUCGGGACCCCGGGACCCCGACGGCUCACUCACAGCCGCCAUUUUCUGAACCUGCGCGCUCCAGGGGGAGGGGCGGGCGGGGAAGGGCAGGGUCGGGGUCACUUGCCGGGAGCCCCGGGACAGCGCGGGCCGCGGGCGCCCCCCUCCGCCCUGUUGGCUGAGCCAGGGGCUGGUGGUCAGGACCAGAGGACGCAGGGCUCGGGCUGGCGUUCGCAUUCAGGGGCCCCAGGCACUGCCGGUGGGCCGCCUGCGGGCGUCGCGCUUCCUACACGCCCUCCGCCGUCGGCUCGGCCUGCUCUCCUGCAUGGAUUUUGGCUGCGUGGCCUGGUUUGUCCAUUCGCGCUACGAUUCCAGAUGCCCGCGUGGAAGGCGAGGCCCGUGUCCGUCCGAUCUGGGCUCCGGCCGGCUGCGUCCCGCACACAGCUCAGCUGUAACUGUUUCGCUUUGUACCUUCACUGCUGGCUGAAGCCGUUUGUUGCUCUUCACACCUGACACUGUUUGUAAUACAUUCUUAGACUGGAAAUAAAA
Messenger RNA from Delphinapterus leucas (beluga whale), 2376 nucleotides. The record is from RefSeq and is a predicted model, not a curated record. Lineage: Eukaryota; Metazoa; Chordata; Mammalia; Artiodactyla; Monodontidae.